This is a messenger RNA of Centropristis striata (black sea bass), 1115 nucleotides long. RefSeq names its product glutathione peroxidase 1a (gene gpx1a). Lineage: Eukaryota; Metazoa; Chordata; Actinopteri; Perciformes; Serranidae. Gene Ontology annotation, molecular function: glutathione peroxidase activity. The record is from RefSeq and is a predicted model, not a curated record. Gene Ontology annotation, cellular component: mitochondrion; cytosol. The transcript has 2 exons. Gene Ontology annotation, biological process: hydrogen peroxide catabolic process; glutathione metabolic process; response to hydrogen peroxide.
GCCUAAGCCUUUAGAGUUAUAGCCUACACGGACUGUAUAAAAAUAAGACAAUAUGUCCCGCCCCAUGAACUACAUGGGGCUGGACUUGCAGGGAACUUGUUUAUAUGUGACCGCCUAAACUGGAUAAAGACAAGCUGAGCGCUUUGUUUUGCUUCUUAAAUCUAUUCCUUUGUUUGUAUCAAAGCCGGUAUUCUUGAGAAUGGCUGGGAAUGUCAAAAGGUUUUACGACCUGACAGCUAAGUUGCUGUCUGGAGAAAGCCUCCGUUUCUCUGCUCUGAAGGGCAAAGUUGUUCUCAUUGAAAAUGUGGCGUCUCUCUGAGGAACAACAACCAGGGAUUACACUCAGAUGAACGAGCUCCACAGUCGUUACGCUGCCAAGGGACUCGUUAUUCUGGGUGUGCCCUGUAAUCAGUUUGGACAUCAGGAGAACUGCAAAAAUGAGGAAAUCCUAAAGGCUUUGAAGUAUAUCCGUCCAGGGAAUGGCUUUGAACCCAAGUUUCAGCUCCUCGAGAAGGUGAACGUGAAUGGGGAGGAAGCUCACCCCUUGUUUGUUUAUCUGAAGGAAAAGCUUCCAUUCCCCAGCGAUGAUGCCAUGGCUCUCAUGACCGAUCCAAAGUCCAUCAUUUGGAGUCCGGUCAGGAGGAAUGAUGUCUCCUGGAACUUUGAGAAGUUCCUGGUCAGUGCUGACGGGGAGCCUUACAAGCGUUACAGCAGAAGUUUCCUUACCAUCGACAUUGAAGCAGAUAUUAAAGAGCUGCUUAAAAAGGCCAAGUAAGGCAUGCCACAGCACACUCUGGGUGGCUGUAAGGGAUAUCAGUUAUAAGCAGCCUUGCCAAAAAGCUUAUUGAGUAUCACAUUAUGGGUUUUUCAUUAUCUUUUCCACCUUGACUGUUUAACCUUAGUGCAACACUCCUAAGUUUGUGAUAUCUCCAGCACAGUACACUAUGGUCGUUCAGUCUGUUUACUCAAUGAAGACACUCUUUGAAACCUUUUUGUGAAGGGAGUUUCUGAUGAACAUGUAAAAUACUUACUCUGCCACUGUGUACAACUGUAAUCACAAAUAUUUUCACUGUAUGGGUGGAAAUAGGAUAAAUAAAAAUCCAAUGUCAUAUAAA